UAUUUUCUUGGUGGUCUUCUUCCACAGCAAACCCAAUGCUAAUUUUCUUGGUUUCCUUUUUCUCUGUCAUUCUGCUUUCCAAAUCGUUUCCUUUCAAAAAUGGGGCUAAAAUGGAGUUAUAUUUUGUACCCUGGUUUUUUGAUAGACUAAAGAAGAAGGGUUUUGGUUCCAAAGUGGAGAAUGUGAAGGAGAAGGAGAAGGAAGAGGAGAAGGGGAAGGUAUCUCUGUUGGAUUUACCGGAAUUGACUCUGGAAUGCAUUCUGGAUCGGCUUUCUCCGGCGGAAUUAUGCGCUAUGGCUGGAGUUUGUUCUUCUUUGAGGGAGAGGUGUUGCAGCGAUCACUUAUGGGAGAAACACAUGAAGCAGAGAUGGGGCAGAGUCAUUGGGGACGCUGCGCACAGAGAAUGGAAAGGGCAUCUUGUCUUCAGAAGAAAGAGUUCGGAGCCCUGUUCUAGGAGCAAGAAAAAGGGGUUCCUGAGAAUUUUAUUCAACACCAUAUUACCGGAAAAGGGGGCCGAUGGCCGGAGGACCUCAACGCCGGCGGACUCUGUCAUGGCAUGGUAUAUUUCCCUUGAGACCGGAGAAUUCUGGUUUCCGGCUCAGGUUUACAAUCGAGAGAAUGGGCAUGCUGGGUUUAUGCUGUCAUGUUAUGACGCCAAACUCAAGUACAAUCUCAGGACAGACAACUUCCAAGCAAGGUACUCUGCGCAAGGGCGAGCAAUAGAGGAGAACAUAUCAUGGGACAGGGUGAGAGUGGCACCGAUGGAUACUCCGUCGCACGAUCUUCACACCUCCGAUUGUUUACACGACUUGAAACCCGGCGAUCACGUCGAGAUUCAGUGGAGAAGAAGCAAAGAAUUCCCUUACGGUUGGUGGUAUGGCGUUGUUGGUCAUUUGGAAUCAUGUGAUGGGAAUGAAAAUCACUGCCAUUGCCGAUUUAGGGAAACCGUGAUGUUGGAGUUCAGGCAAUAUCCGGCGGGCUCGAGAUGGAGGAAUACGACAGUAAAUCGGAAGGAUCACCGGGAAGUGGGAAAUGAAGCCGAUGGAUUUUACGGCGGAAUGAGGAAGCUAUACAAGGAGGAAGAGAUCUCCAUGUGGAAGAGGUUGUGGCCAAGUCAAUGACACUCACCCUUUCUUCCCUUUUUGCUGUGUAUAUGGUCCCUUUUUUUCCCCCAAUUAGUGGCAAUGGGUAACUCAAGACCCAUGUAGUUUACCGCUUUGUAUACAAGCUGUAUUAUACUUUGUGACUGAGUUUUUCUGUCCUCAGUUAGUGCUGAAAUUUUUAAUAAUUACUUGAAUCAAUUUUGUGGGAAGAGAGAUAUGUAAUUUCUCACACUACGGCCCACAUUUGUACAUCUUUAAAAAAAAAAAAUUGCUGAU
Molecule: messenger RNA, 1379 nt
Organism: Rubroshorea leprosula
Lineage: Eukaryota; Viridiplantae; Streptophyta; Magnoliopsida; Malvales; Dipterocarpaceae
Source: the annotation of a GenBank genome assembly